Boeremia exigua is the source of this 2655-nucleotide messenger RNA. RefSeq lists its product as uncharacterized. The transcript has 4 exons. The coding region runs from base 224 to 2365 and encodes 713 amino acids. The record is from RefSeq and is a predicted model, not a curated record. Gene Ontology annotation, molecular function: zinc ion binding; DNA-binding transcription factor activity, RNA polymerase II-specific. Lineage: Eukaryota; Fungi; Ascomycota; Dothideomycetes; Pleosporales; Didymellaceae. Gene Ontology annotation, biological process: regulation of DNA-templated transcription.
AGGGAGGCGAAAUCUCAGAGCAAUAUAUUUGCGGGAGGGCGGCUGCCUAUGCUCACUACUGCCUGCUGUACGAGUUUACAUUCUGACAGCUUUUCAAACACAAAGAAACACACUUCACACCGCGUUCCGACUUUGAUCUUGGACGUUUGUGUCGAUAUCGUGGCUGCGCGCUUGUCCACACCAGAAGACUCGAUUGCAGCUUCCUUCGGCCGUUCCACCAAUCAUGGCCGAACUCACGCCUUCUCCAGACAUUAGUCCCGUGUCAGCAGCAACCACCAAUGGUCUCUUCCCGCGAGACUCCUUUUGUCUUAAUCUUUCCACUUUACCGGACGCGAGCGGCUUCAUGCUCAAGUCUGCACUUCGAUCUCCUCACCUCCUCGAGUCUCCGAAUGGCCUUUUUUUUGGUGGUGGUGGUCUGAAUUCAUACCGAAAGCGGCCCCGCAACAUGUCUCAGUCAUCUGGUACCGAUCGUGAGAUGUCCACAAACGGAACACCGCCCGCAACGAAUCAGGGAGGAUCCUCCGCACCCACAAGCAUCAAUUCCAACGGCACCAGCGAUCAACGGUCUUCGAAUAAGAAGCGUCCCAGUACUGACACAAUCGACUAUCCAAGGCGACGUGCUACUAUCGCGUGUGAAAUAUGUCGGUCCAGGAAAUCGCGUUGCGACGGUACGAGACCAAAGUGCAGGCUUUGUACAGAACUCAACGCAGAAUGCAUCUACAGGGAACCAGGUAUCAAGCUGGACGCUGGCGAUAAACUGAUCUUGGAACAUCUCAAUCGCAUUGAAGGUCUUCUGCAGACCAGUCUCACCAGCACUUUCUCGUUAGCCACUCACUCACCAACAAUAAGCAACGCCACAAGUGAGGACUACCUCGGACGCAGCAACGGCCAUCUGUCCAGCCUGGGCAUGGUACAGCCAAUCAACGGCAUCGGUACGUGGACCAAUCAUCCCUCCAACAUAUCGACCAUGCCAAAGACGCAUAACACUGCGGCUUUGAACCUGUUGUCCUCCCCUAUGAUUCGAGAGCUGGUUUCUCGUCCAUACGACCCAAAGAUCCUACUUCAGCUGGAGAUGAGCCGGGAGCCGGUCAACCUUGGUACGUCACGGGGAUUGGAUCUUUCCAACACAGGCCCGUAUGUCCAGGCAUAUUUCGAGCGAGUAAACGUCUUUUAUGCCUGCGUAAACCCAUACAACUGGAGCAGCUACUACCAAACCGCGCUUGCACACGGCUUUCGCGGAGGGCCGGAGAGCUGCAUAGUACUCCUCGUGCUUGCACUUGGCCACGCUGGUAGCACCGGAAGCAUAACGUUGCAUAACCCCGAGAAGGAUCCUCCUGGUUUGCCGUACUUUGCUGCAGCAUGGGAUCUGCUUCCUAGCGUAAUGACGAGGAACAACAUGGUUGCUGCGCAGUGUCAGAUCCUGGCCGCUGCCUACCUGGUGUAUCUGGUCCGACCUGUGGAAGCAUGGAACGUUCUAUCAGGAGCUAGCAUGAAGCUGCAACUUCUUCUGAGCGCCCCCGGAAGAGUAUCGCCAGCCGAAGAAGAGCUAGGCCGGAGGGUGUAUUGGAACGCAGUGAUGAUUGAAAGCGACCUUCUCGCCGAGCUCGACUUGCCACACUCCGGCAUCUCGCAAUUUGAAGAAGGGUUCUCAUUGCCUACCGGCUUUGAAGACAUGGGUACUGAAGCGGUGGGCCGAGAUGAGUUGUGGUAUUUCCUUGCCGAAAUUGCCCUCCGAAGACUCCUCAACCGGGUGAGCUCGAUGCUCUACAUCCGUACCACACCAUAUUCGAAAGGACCUGCCGCCACGUCGAUCGCCCAGUUGGAUCCCCUUGUGGUGGAAUUGGACUUCCAACUGAAUCAGUGGUAUGCUGGCUUGCCGCCUGCGAUGCAGUUCCCGCUUGACCGGGUGCCCCUGCAAAACCCGGUACAGACUGUACUAAGGUUACGGUACUUUGCCUGCCGGACAAUUAUCUUCCGACCAUACGUACUGCUUGUCUUGCAGGACGAGAGUCUUGCAUUGGAUUCUAGCGUACAGGACAAUUGCCACAAGUGCUUGGAGGCAUGUGUACGCCAACUUGAGUACAUUACUGCGCACCAUGCAGGCCAUCUACCGUACCUAUUCCAAGGCGCGCUAUCUAUCGUCUCGCAGACUCUUCUCAUUAUGGGCGCGACCAUGACCCAAUCAUUGUCACAGCUCCUACCUCCGCCAGCGACCAUGGACGAUAUCAUCAACAACGUUGUGCUAGAGAUAGAUCGUUAUGCACAUCUUGCUCCCAGUAUACGACUCUCUGCCGAGCUUGUCCGUGAAGCAGAGGGAAAGCGGCAGAUGUGGCUUCGCACCGCUGGACUCAAAUUCGACUCUUGACAGACGGACCUUGGCGACAAGACACCCACAUACUACCACGAUCCACCGUACGACAAACUCUGACCUGAGCUAAUCGCUCAGUCAGUCUUACGUGUUCAGGACGUUGUCCGGCUCAGAUCGUCAUGCAGACGACUCGACAGCACAGUUGAAAUCUAGAAGCCUGACGUCGCUCCACGCAUGCAACAUGCAAAGUUAUCACAUUCGCAGUAAUGCAGGGGACGAUGCAUGGAACAUUCUCUUCCACAGGGGUUUCUUCACUAGGUACCUGGCGGGCAAUAUGCUCGCUGGUA